GCAUCAUCUAUACCUUAUUUCAAGAUGGUCACAUUCUUCGAUCUUCCUCUGGAAAUUAUCCUUAUGAUCAAGACUUACCUAGACCCAUGGGACCUCCGAACCGUUGUCUGUCUCUACCUCGCAGAUCCCCGAUGCGCGGUGCUCCAUGACUGGGAGACAGACCCGGAAGCGUUCUGGAAGACCAUCUGCUGGAAGAAUGGGUUGGGUCGACUUCCGCUGGACGGGGGCUCGGAGGACGGUGUGUGGCAGGACAUCGCCCUCCAGUGCAUCGAACGCGACGGUUUCUGCAAGCAUCCUCAUUGUGGAGACGCCAUGCUAGAGUAUAACCGCGAGCGUAUGCGAGAGAGCGCGGACUGUAUCGAGGCAUUCUCUGCAGUGCAUGUGACAGAAGACUACGACGCCGAUGUCUCCUUCGCGCCAAAUCCAGUUCUAUUCUAUAUCGACUUCCGAAAGAGCGAUGAGUGCCGGGACGGGAAGGGGCAACCAAUCGAAGACGACGCCUACCUUCGUUGGGACAAUAGCUCAGGUUCCGAGAAACCUAACGCAGGAGAUGCCAGAAACCGCGCUUACCUUGGAGACCACCCCAUCACAGCCCGGAGUUUCGCGACUGCUACCCCGGUUUCGAAUAUACUCCUUCUCAACAUGAUUGGGUGGCGACGACCAAAGAACGAAACCUUGAAACUUCAGCGGCCUGUCACUGUGUAUGAUUUACUUGGACUGCUUCAUGAGGAUUUGGACUAUGACCUCACCGUACGGGACGUGUCCAAUCACGUGGGCGGCCACUUAGAAUGCUUCCGUCGAAUGGGGUGGGGCGUCUAUGAUACUUUCGAGAACCUGAAGACUACGCGCGAGGUGCUAUCUGUGUGUCCGAUCAACUCCGUGGAGAUAGUAGAACGAACAGAGUCCGGGCUGAAGGUGCGGUUCUGCCUACAGUAG
Molecule: messenger RNA, 936 nt
Organism: Dichomitus squalens LYAD-421 SS1
Lineage: Eukaryota; Fungi; Basidiomycota; Agaricomycetes; Polyporales; Polyporaceae
Exons: 4
Coding region: 25-936 (303 amino acids)
Source: RefSeq, a predicted model, not a curated record